This is a messenger RNA of Myzus persicae (green peach aphid), 1039 nucleotides long. RefSeq lists its product as uncharacterized. NCBI's taxonomy places the organism in Eukaryota, Metazoa, Arthropoda, Insecta, Hemiptera, Aphididae. The transcript is spliced from 8 exons. The coding region runs from base 359 to 844 and encodes 161 amino acids. The record is from RefSeq and is a predicted model, not a curated record.
GAACGAUUUAGUUUCAAUGUGCGUGGCCCGUCAAAUUUAUAAUUAAUUAUCCAUUUAUCGGUGGUUCUGUUGCUUGUUCAUCUGGUCACGAAUAAAUAUGGAUUGGAUUCAUUGCAACUCGUGUUUUGUUCAACCUUGCAAAGAAAAUGGUUAAAAAAAACAGUUUCACUUGACCAGCUGCGGCCAUAUAUUUUGCGAAAACUGCACUUGUUUUGCGGACGGGACAACAGAUUGCUGCAAACAUUGUAGGAAUAAAUGUUCAUCCACUGUGAUAGGAGAAAAAUCAUUUAAAACCAACCCACAAGUCUUAGAAUAUUUCCAAGAACCAGAAGAAGUUUACGAAAAAUUGCUCAAAGUGAUGAAAUUUCAAAAAGCGCAUCGUAUUAAAUUAGUUGGACAUCAUCAAUACAUAAUAUCGAAGUACAAUAGAGCAAAAUUAUACAUUAAAAAACUGGAAAGUGAACUUAAGAUUGCUAAAAAUGCAUUGCGGAAUACACCACAACAUUCGCAAAGCAUUACGGAAACCCGAUCCAUUUCGACGCCAAUUUUUCCAAAAAAUUCAACACCGUUUAAUAUGAUUAACGCAGAAGCAAAAAUUCACAAUACUCCUGUAAACAUGAAACCGAAAAUGCCUGAUAUGAGACAUAGGAAACAGUCAUUUCGAAACGAGUUAUCAAUUUUAUCUACGGGAAGUAAUUUAUCUGGAGUAUCUACUCCAGCGUCUUCAGUUUACCAAAGUCCUUUUCAAGAAAUUCACAAUGAAAAAUUCAUGCCUACCAUCGAUAACUUACAAUUAAAUUCAUUUGGACAUGACUAUCUAAAACAGAACCAAAAAGACGUAUAAAAGAAAAGAAAUAUUAAUUUUAGUUUAAGUUGGUUAGAAUUACUUUAUUUCACAAGCAUGUAUAUAGUCAUAAUUUAAAAUUAAGUUAUAGAAAAGGUUUUUUUAUUAAAUUUAUUUAGGUUCUCAUAUUUAUAUAUUAUAUUGUUAUAUCUUACACAACACUAAGUCUUGUAACCAGUAGAUGCAAUUAUUCAG